This is a messenger RNA of Spirometra erinaceieuropaei, 525 nucleotides long. NCBI's taxonomy places the organism in Eukaryota, Metazoa, Platyhelminthes, Cestoda, Diphyllobothriidea, Diphyllobothriidae. The record is from the annotation of a GenBank genome assembly.
AUGGAUGUGUGUGAUGCUGGUGUGAGUGACGGCCACCAGAGCGGCCUGGUCAGUCACUUGCGAAUCCAUCGCACAGAGACUGGCGAACCAGAGCCAGGAGCACCAACCUACACCCACCACAUUCGCCUCCACUGCCCACACUGCCCUCGCACCUUCACGCAUCGCAUGGGCCUAUACGGCCACAUACGCAUCCACGAGAGCGGAACUGACCGCCUUCCCGACUCACCCACCACGCAAAACCCCAUCCCCACUUCAUCACCCAUCAUCACUUCAUCCCCCAUCACCGUCCUCGCGACUGACACCGACACCACCGACUUCGCCUGCCCACACUGUCCCCGCGCAUUCACCUCUCGCCUCGGCCUGGUCGGUCACUUGCGAAUUCAUCGCACGGAGACUGGCGAACCAGUGCCUGGAGCACCAACCUAUAUCCACCAAGCUCACCUCCACUGCCCACACUGCCCUCGCACCUUCACGCAUCGCAUGGGCCUAAUCGGCCACAUGCGCAUUCACGGCGACCUGCGGUAG